Fusarium poae is the source of this 1923-nucleotide messenger RNA. RefSeq lists its product as uncharacterized. Gene Ontology annotation, cellular component: nucleus. The record is from RefSeq and is a predicted model, not a curated record. Gene Ontology annotation, molecular function: transcription cis-regulatory region binding; DNA-binding transcription factor activity, RNA polymerase II-specific; zinc ion binding. The transcript has 6 exons. Gene Ontology annotation, biological process: regulation of DNA-templated transcription. Bases 1 to 1923 code for a protein of 640 amino acids. Lineage: Eukaryota; Fungi; Ascomycota; Sordariomycetes; Hypocreales; Nectriaceae.
AUGCCAGACAAAAGAAUCCAAGAUCAAAACAAUACUCCACGAGCACCCGCAGCCGAUCAGGUUUCAAGUGCGGCACCACAAGGAGAUAAUGAACCUACCAAAAAACGACGACGUCGAAUCCUCUCCUGCGACGCUUGCCGAAGACUCAAGACAAGAUGUGAAAUCGAAUAUGGCUCAGAUACUUGCUCAAGAUGUCGCAAUCUGAGGAUUACCUGCCUGAAAAGCGAUGAUCUAGAGAAGCCGAAUGGGCCCAGCGAGAUGAAUGCAAAUACACAGUCAGAUCUCGUAAAAAGUCUCCACCAAAAGGUUUUGAAUCUCGAGAGCUCAAUACAAGACAUGAAACUGCAAUUAGCGGAUCUUCAGCCUCAGUCUCAAAGAGAACAGGCACAGCCACAGAUAGAACAGCACAACAUCUCACCUGCAAUAUCAACCAACGAUCGAGUCCUAGUUGACCAGGUCGAACCGGCUGACCAACACGUUCAUGCUGCCCCGGCAGAAGUCAUCAGAAGGGUGGCUUGCCAAGUGGUAGGGGACUAUAGAAGAGCAUUCCACACCAAAGAAGACGUUGUGUCGAUAGGAAUGCUAAGCUCUGCAACUGCAGACUCUCUAGUCAAAGCCUUUGUAAAACGACGUCGACAUGUUCUUUUUAUAGAUAGCGAGAGCGAUUUGGUCACAAGAGGGACUUUGAUUCAGACCUCUCCAUUUCUUCAUGCAGUAUGCUGCACACAUGAGAUGAGAUAUACGCACCGGCAUCAGCCCGAUGCGUUGAAACACAGACAAGUUUACGAGCACGUGAGGGCAAUGUUGGGACAGGUGAUGCUCGCAAGUCCUUUGCACCUGGAAGAAAUAACCGGUGUUCUUAUAAGCUCGCUCUUUGCAGGGUCGCCAUCUUUUGAGGCGGAAUAUGUUGACAGUUGGCUUUUGAGUGGACAUUGUGCCCAACAAGCUAUGUUGUGCAUCCAGUUCUCAGACAUCAUUAAGCGAAAUAGUGCAGGUACUUCUACCAUGCUCGAUCUUCGUUCAAUGCGGCUCUGGGCCAACGUUUGCUUAGUGCACCUACAUUGGUCAGCUACUACAGGAAGGCCAUCGAUACUGCCAGGAUCCUAUCUCAGCCAGUGUAGAAAUCUGCUUAACUUUGAGCAGGCAACAAUACGUGAUGCAAUGCUGUUCGCCGAGGUAUCUCUGUACUGUACGCUUCAGCAGAAUGUCUGUGGACGGUAUGACUUUGCCAGUGAUGGCAGUUGUGAGAUGUUCACACCCUGGAAGCAGAAAUGGGGUUAUCUUCUCGAACUCCCUACAGGCCUGAUACUGAAUCUCAGUUAUUGGAUCGCAAACAUGAUCUUGGCUAAACGAUCUCUGGAUGAAAUUGAAGCUCGUGCCUUAAGCGCUCCGACAUCCGUCUCCCCACAAACACCCCACGGAAACACGGCACAAUUUCAAUCUAUACCGACAAAGGAUUUGCAAGAUCGCGUGUACGAAUUGAGUUUCCGAGUCACGCUAGCUUUCGUGGGGAUUCCAAGCACAAGCUCGGGAGACCUGCCCGAAUUUCAUUCCUUGUGUGUCGCGUACUCCAUGCUCAUUCUCUGUCAGUACGAUGCGUUGCCUUCUUCUAUAUUCAAGAACGAACUCUUCUCUGCCUUAAGCGAAGUAAAACGCCGCUGUAAUGGAUCAAAUUCAUAUUCUGUGGCAGUUGAGUUCAGUGCUGAAAGGGCUCUAGAGAGGCUCAGAACAGAUCCCCAUCCCGUUACCACAACAGAGUCGGUGGGACAACAAGCUCACUUCAAUGGCCCUCUUGUUCACUCUCAGAAUGCUGGAGCCAACAGGGCAAACGUGAAUAUCAAUGAGGCGGGACUUGAUAAUCUGGACUUCUUUUUCAAUGGCGGAUAUUUAGACAUUCUAGAGAUUGAAAAUUUCCUUCUCUAG